Messenger RNA from Juglans microcarpa x Juglans regia, 1346 nucleotides. Its product is annotated as transcription factor MYB44-like. Gene Ontology annotation, molecular function: DNA-binding transcription factor activity, RNA polymerase II-specific; RNA polymerase II cis-regulatory region sequence-specific DNA binding. The coding region runs from base 85 to 1011 and encodes 308 amino acids. The record is from RefSeq and is a predicted model, not a curated record. Gene Ontology annotation, cellular component: nucleus. Gene Ontology annotation, biological process: regulation of DNA-templated transcription. The transcript has a single exon. Lineage: Eukaryota; Viridiplantae; Streptophyta; Magnoliopsida; Fagales; Juglandaceae.
CAUUCUUCUAUUCAUGUACAAUUGUGAGGCUCGGCCUCCAUCCCCCCCUAUAUCUCGAUCUGUUCGUUUUUGAAAUUGAUUUCCAUGGCUUCCUCGAGGGAUCGGAUUAAAGGUCCGUGGAGUCCUGAAGAGGACGAAGCAUUACAGAGACUCGUACAGAGCUACGGACCGAGAAACUGGACUCUGAUCAGCAAGUCGAUCCCCGGCCGAUCCGGUAAGUCCUGCCGGCUACGUUGGUGUAAUCAGCUUUCGCCGGAGGUGGAGCACCGGCCAUUCAGCCCGGAGGAAGACGGUGCCAUUAUCAGUGCCCACGCCAGGUUCGGCAACAAGUGGGCAACCAUCGCUCGCCUCCUCAAUGGUCGCACCGAUAACGCCAUCAAGAACCACUGGAACUCUACCCUCAAGCGCAAGUGCUCGUCCACGACCGACGAUUUAAGCGACGACGUGCAUGCGCAUCAGCCGAAUAAGAGAUCGGCCAGUGUCGGCGCUGGCGCCGCCGUCUCUGGUCUUUGCCUGAACUCAAGUAGCCCGUCCGGUUCGGAUUUGAGCGAUUCGAGUGUUCCCGGCAUGUCGCCAUCGCACGCAUACAGACCCUUGGCGAGAACCGUCUCUCUAGCGCCUCCAACCCAGCAUCUUGACACCUUGUCUUCGAAUACGGAUCCGCCUACCUUACUGAGUCUCUCUCUUCCCGGAUCAGAUUCGUGUGAGGUCUCGGACUAUCAUGUGGGAUGCAAUCGGGCUGGGAGUCCUUCUCAGGCUAUAAAUCCAUUGGUGCCUCCACCGCCUCCGCCACCGCCACCAGCAUCCGUGCAGCAAAUUCCGGUGGCAGCUCAGAACGGGUACGGGAAGAAUUUCUUCAGCGCCGAGUUCUUGGUGGUGAUGCAGGAAAUGAUCAGAAAGGAAGUGAGGAGUUACAUGUCUGGGAUUGAACAGAGCGGGCCGUGUAAUUUGCAGACGGACGCCAUUAGGAACGCCGUGGUGAAGCGGAUUGGGGUCAGCAAGAUCGAGUAGCCAAAACGGACUUGGUCUUAAGUUAUUGGAAAACCCAGUCCCAACCAUCAAUGAACUUGGUUUAAGCUAAGGAACUGGUGGUGGGAAGCAUGAAUUAACCCUGGCCUUUGGUUUUAUUUUUUCUAGUUUUUCCAAUAGAAUAGAAAAUAAUUUUGGUAGUGUACAGUGGGAGAAAAUGGGGUUUGAAAAAAGAGGAUGGAGGGAGAAAAUUUGAGAAACAUGUUACUAAAAACCGAUAAAACAAGAGAAUUUGAUCCCCGAGUGAACUAUUUUUGAGCUAUUUAAUGGAAUGACAAGAAGGAAAGAUAUGGAAAAAGAAGUAAUAUUUUCAAUUA